AAUAGAAACGUUGUUCUUCAAAGAUGUGUUUAUCCAGUAGUUGGUAGUUUUAGCCUGAUAUUUAUCAUGAAGCCGGUUAUGAGACAAUAAGUGGUAAAAUUGAGACGCUAAAUGAGAAUUUAAAGAGUUGAACUUAGAAUCCAAGUCUCAUAUGUCUUUCUAAUAUAAUAAUGUUGUUUAAGGAAUGGAUGGCCUUAAAUCAGGGGUGUCAAACUCAAUAGCUCGGCUGGCCAAAACUCAAAUCAUAUGUAAGAUUGCGGGUCGAACAGGAUAAGCAUUCAAUAAGCGAGAACUAUUAAAAAAAAACAUUUACAUAAAUGAAAACAGAAAAACGUUUUUAUAAUUAAUAAUCAUUGGCAUACCCAUUUUUGUUCUUAUGUAAGUUUUUCUUGGCUACAAGAAAAAGUAAGUUCGUUUAUGUUGGGAGAACCGUUCUUUUUCAUUGAGAUUUUCAUGAUGGAUUACAAGUGUUCAUCAGUGAGACUACUCCUGUCGGAUGUUUUGUUAAUCUUCAUCGCAGAAAACAGCUGCUCACACAUAUAUGUGCUACCCAACAUGCUCAAGGUUCGAGCCGCAUGUAGACGAAGCUGGGGCAUCUUCAGGAAUGAAACGAGUGAAUUGAGCAGGCCCAGCUGUGUCGUACUUCUUUUGUGUCCAUUACACUUGCAGUUCUAUUAGCUCUAUCUACAAAUGUGUUACGAAACAGCUCGAAAUUACAUUUCUGCGCUUAAAAAUCACUAAAGCGCCGUGCGAACUCGGCGCGAAGUAAGCUAAAUUUUUAAGCAAAGUGUGCAUUGGGAAACACCCUUAGCGUUGACUUUGAUAUAAGUGUACGCUUGUCAAGACCUCGCGGGCCUGAUAUAAUUGUACAGCGGGCCAGAUGUGGCCCGUGGGCCUUGAUUUGAUACAUGUGCCUUAAAUAUUUUUUUUAUUUAACGGAUGUCCCAAGAAAUGGGAGUUGUGAGUUGUGGAGAGGCUCUAAGACAACUCAUCUCCACACAAUUGAUGAGUGCUAAUUUUAUUUUGGACAACUCAUCUCCACACAAUUGAUGAGUGCUAAUUUUAUUUUGGACAACUCAUCUCCACAUAGUUGAUGAGUGCUAAUUUUAUUUUGGACAACUCAUCUCCACAUAGUUGAUGAGUGCUAAUUUUAUUUUGGACAACUCAUCUCCAGUAGUUGAUGAGUGCUAAUUUUAUUUUGGACAACUCAUCUCCACAUAGUUCAUGAGUGCUAAAUUUAAUUUGGACAACUCAUCUCCAGUAGUUGAUGAGUGCUAAUUUUAUUUUGGACAACUCAUCUCCACGUAGUUGAUAGGUGCUACUGUUAUUUUGGGCAACCCAUUUUUUGACAACCCAUUUGUUGACAACCCAUCUUUUGACAACCCAUCUGUUGACAACCCAUCUUUUGACAACCCAUCUGUUGACAACCCAUCUGUUGACAACCCAUCUGUUGACAACCCAUCUUUUGACAACCCAUCUGUUGACAACCCAUCUGUUGACAACCCAUCUGUUGACAACCCAUCUGUUGACAACCCAUCUGUUGACAACCCAUCUUUUGACAACCCAUCUGUUGACAACCCAUCUGUUGACAACCCAUCUGUUGACAACCCAUCUGUUGACAACCCAUCUGUUGACAACCCAUCUGUUGACAACCCAUCUGUUGACAACCCAUCUGUUGACAACCCAUCUGUUGACAACCCAUCUGUUGACAACCCAUCUGUUGACAACCCAUCUUUUGACAACCCAUCUUUUGACAACCCAUCUGUUGACAACCCAUCUGUUGACAACCCAUCUGUUGACAACCCCUGUAGCAUUCUUUUGGUACCACGUUUUGGUUUCUUUACGAAAACAUUUGCUUGCCAGUAACCGUAACUAGUUUCAGUUCAACCAAAUGAUUCAAGAUAAAACCACAAUAUAAGAUUAUGGCCACCUGUCUUAAGAGAGCAAUUUCUCAUUUGCUGGAAUUAUCGUAGAGGUAAGGGCUGGUUCCAUUUGUAUUAACAUUUAUAGCCACAGUGCAAACAUUUCUUAUGCUUCUAUGGGGAUUCCGUGACAUGCCUGGUCGACCCAGAUGUUCUUGUAUCCCAGAGAUUUGUAUCAUUUUGUUGAGACUGGAUUCGUGUAGAUCACUGAUGCAUGAUAUAAAUCAUGAAGUCACUGCGUAAAAUUUCGUGUUCAAAUUUUUUUAUUUUGACUACAAUAAAGAACAUACAAAAAAUCAAAUUAACGUUCCCACUGAAAGGUUCUCACACUGGACCACACUUGGAUAAUUUUAAACAAGUUCAAUGUUGAAUAAAAAACACAUAUUAACAUUUUUUAACACCGAAUUUUAACAUCAAUUAUUAUUAUUCUACUAGAUUCUUGGCAGAAAUGUCCAAUCACAUUUUUUUUGUGGUAAUACCAUUGACGAAUUCAUUAUUUUGAACGGGAUAAAUUUGUAUUAAGAAAAGCACAUUUUAAUCUCUUGUAAGCAACGUGACAGUAAACCGAUUAAAACUCAACUUUGGACUUCGAUUGGCGCAAAUUUCUGUUUCUAUUUUUACACCACGACCUCACCGAUCGUAUCCAGAUAAUGCUCUCCCCCCAUAAUUUGGCGCUCUACUUUGGUAUUAAAAUAACCUCAGGGGCAAGGAGACUAGGUUGUAAACGUGAGUUAAAUACUUCAGGAUCGGUUGCUACUUUGGCGGAGAUUGUGGCCGACAGGCCGCUUCGAUAUUAAAGUUGGGUGACCAAAUCAAAUGACCAUUUGUUGGACAAUGCGAGUAAGCAGUAGCUGUCUGAGAUCUCUCUUUUUUUGAGUAGUUAACUUGUGCAAAUUUGUAACUGUAUUUAUAUUUCAGUGUUGCGCAUUGGAUUUAGAAAAGAAUUUUUGAAUAUAAACCUUAAUAAAGAUUGCUAGAUAUUAUUUGUUAUUAUGGCCGGGAUCAAAGACGUAGUUAACUCCGAGUCGUAUAAAAUGUCCGGUUCAUUCGGAAAUCGAAAUUUUUCCGCUAUGAUAAAUAAAUCUCGAACUGGCAUGGAAUGUCGAGUACCGGAGUCAGAGUUGUAGAUUCAGUUUUUUUUGCGACCAUUUCCGCAGCGUCGUCAUCAUCAGCGGCACCACAACCCACACAGGGCUCUGGCAUGCUUCACUAUAUCCUUCCAUUCAGGCCGCUUCAUGGCAUUUAGUCUCGAUGCGUAGAACUCCAUGUCACGAUCCCAUUUGACGAACAGUUAAAUGGUUCUGGUCUUAAAACGUCUGCUUUCUUUGUUUUAACACACACACACACACACAGUCGGGUCAUCUAAAGUCAGCGCUAUCAAUCUGACUCUCUCUCUCUCCUAGUCGACAUCUUUCCAAUUUUCCCAUCCUUCCCUUAAAUUCCAUACUCUCUCUACCACUCCCUCUCUUCAUUCUCUCUCAUUCUGUAUUUAUCUCUCUGUAAUCCUCUCUCUCUCUCCAUUUUUCCCUUCUUCCUCUCUCCCCACUCCUUGACUCAAUCUCUCCCCACAAUCUCUCAACCUCAAUCACUCUCUCUCUCUCCCUCCCCCAUUCUGCCUCUAUAUUAAAGUCCAUCACUCUCUUUACCUUCCUCACUUCCUCCCCCUCCCCCAUCUCUCUAUAGACAUAUUAAAAUUUGUUGAGUUUACAAGGCAUGAAUGGUCCUCAGGUGAAGCAGUUUGGCUUGAAAACAACAUACAAUUAAAUAAGAUUAUUGCUCAGAGUUAUUGCCCCUUGACAUCUUUAUAGGGUAAAAUGGGUCCUUAUCAUUUUUAUAGGGUAAAAUAGCUCAUCAUCAUCUUUAUACAGUAAUUUUGUUGCCUAUCAUCUUUAUAUGGUAAUAUAGCUCCUUAUAUCGUAAUAUAUAUCCCCUUAUUAUCUCCAUAUUAGUUUCAUGUGCGAGAAACUUGAAGAUAGAUUUAGAACCACUUGUAAAAGAAAAAAACAUGUUUGUAAAAAAAAAAGGUACAAACCAUGAUCGUUACAGUAACAUAAAAGAUCUUAUCUCUUUCUGCUGCUUAUCAUUACCGAAUGUUUUGACCGUCUCCCCCCACCCCCCACCCACUCGUUUUUUUUUUACAAACUUAUCUUCUUAUCUGUUUCUUUAAACAGUCGCUUGCAUUUGAAAUAGUGGAAUUUUUAGUAUAUUAAAACUAAGCAUUGCAAUUGCCUACUUAAGUAAAUGUGUCUCACUUUAGUUAGUCGCCAUUUGCAAACUUUUAAAACUUUUUAAAAAAAAAGAAAGAGAACAGAACAAGUGAGACGUUUUUGUGAGCAGCCAUGAUUGACCACGUGACUGAUAGAGGAGGGGGGGGGAAGGUUGAUAUUUAUAAAGUAUUAUUCCUUGACCACUAACACAAGUAAACAAAAUUGAUACUACUCAAUCAUCUACUCCCCCCCCAAAAAAAAAUCCACCCCCCCCCCCCCCAACACACACACAAACCUGCAAAAGACGCAGCACAAAUUUAAUGUUAUUAUUUCUGAGGAAUCCAUGUUUGCAAACAUUGUAAUGCCAUCAAUAGACUUUUUGAAUGUAUUUUUUUUCAUUAGCUGAACUAUCGAAAUGUGGUGCUCUCUGCUACUCCUAGUGCUGGCGGCUAACUCUGGUGAGUGUGUUGUUGUCUAGUGGUUUACCUUGACUAAAUACUGUCAGGGGUGAGGAGCCCCCCCCCCUCCUCACACACUUUACAAAUACAUCUGUGUUUAUAAUGUUUGAUCUAUAUAUCACUCCAAAGGUGCCCCCCACCACCAUCUUUUUAAAGUCACAACUUCCUAACCAUUUAGGGUUCAACGUUGAUGGAAAACAUUUCGAAUGUACAGGGGUUGAUAGGCAACUAGAAAUGGGUGUAGUGUAGAAACUAGCGUGGCUGCUUCGCCGUUGUUGUAGAGCUUUAUUUAUAAAGUUAAGCGACAGCAAAAAUUAAUACAUUUCAAUGAAAUAUAAUGUUAAGGCGACAAGUGUAAGUAAAUUACUUUUAAACUUAUCUUUCUCUCACUAGCAAAUUAUCCCGACUAGCUACCCACGUGGUUUAAGUUUAGCACCAAUAUUACAACUUCUACUAACAUUCGCUGUCUUCUUGCCCCCUUCAGUGACCCCGGCCCUGCGCACGGUCUGCUACUAUACCAACUGGGCACAAUACAGAGAGGGCAAGGGCAAGUUCCUGCCCGAGAAUAUCGACGCCCACCUGUGCACUCACAUCCUGUACGCCUUCGCUAAGCUGGAGGGCACGGCUAUCAAGCCCUAUGAAUGGAAUGAUGAUACCAUGUCAGUAAAACACUUCUAGGGGAACAUUCUCAUAUUAUGGUUAUACAUAUACCUUAUAUCGGGAUAAAUAAAGUGAUAUACAGACAAAAACUUGGGCGCUUGCGCAUGGAGGCGGAAAGCCAUGGAUCGAUCAGAAUGGAAAGAUGUGCUAGAGCAGGCCAGGACACUACAUGGGCUGUAGCGCCACUGGUGAUGACACAGUAUCACCCCAUCUCUUAACAGCUCAUUUCUAACUCCCACAACCUACUGCCAUGCGUCGGUCUUACUUAAAGUAAAUUACUUCUCGUAAUUUAGACCGUCUGACCCUAGCUUUCUGCUUGUAUAUUACCCCUGCUGCUCUACAUUCCGGCAUCUUUUCAAUAUGUCCUGUCCAGCGCAGUCUGCCUUUUUAAAAAAAAAUUGUUGCGACUAUGGGUGGGUUUUCGUACAAUUGAUGUAGCUCUUGGUUUUUACGGAUUCUCCAAACGUCAUUGUCUGUCACGGGUAAUACUGUGUACGAGUUUGAAUGUUAAUACACAAAGGAUUAUUUUUAAACAUACGCUCAAAUUUUUUUUUUUUACAUUUUACAUUCCAGGUACGCAAGAGUGAUAGCUCUAAAGAACACAAACCCAUCCCUGAAAGUCCUUCUCUCGCUAGGGGGCGGUAGUGCUGGGUCAGCGCCAUUUACUCACGUGGUCCAAAACAGCGCCACCCGUAGUGCAUUCAUCGCGUCUGCCAUAACAUACCUGAGACAGAAACAUUUUGAUGGACUCGACGUUGACUGGGAAUACCCGGCCGCAAACGGAUCUCCAGCAUCCGACAAGCAGAAAUUUCUACAGUUAAUGCAGGUAACACUCUUUAUCGCUAGAGUCACUCGUGCAUUGUACUUUUCAAAGGCACCCGUUGUUACGUAGUCAACGAUUCUAAUAGUACUAAUAAUACACUAGCCCGCAUGUUGUGUUGCAGGAACUGAGGUCACAUUUUGAUAGUGAGGCAUCGUCCAGUGGCAAGGCUCGCCUGCUGUUGACCGGCGCUUUCCCCGCAGGAAAAGAAUCUAUCGAUGCAGGAUACGACAUUCAUGGGUUGUCUGCGUAAGUUUUAAUAUCAAUAAUUAAGAGAAAAAUAAAUAUUGGUAUUUAACAGGUGAAACAGGGGACUGAACUAUUGAUAGCAAUAGAAGCUGUGAUGAUAAAUUCCCGGUUAAAGUUCUUGGGUCAUCGAGCGUCAGUAGAGUUUGUGCCACCCUGCGUGCUAUGUUCAUGGUGUAGCCCCUCCCCUCAUCCUCUUCGGGCACCCCCACCCUGACCUGCACCGAAUAAGUCUCUAGAUCAUAUCGAACCGCUUAAAGUAUUGUUUGUGAAUUAAGACAUAAAAUAACGUAAAGCAAAAAAAGACAUAAGAAGAAAACAUAAUUUGAAGUAACGGCGUUUAACAAUUGCAAAGAAAAAAAACAAAAAAAACAAAAAACAACAACGUUAUAAUGAAACAUUAAACUUAACAGUUAAAACUUUGCCGUCACGGUCUUCAAAGAUGCCAGUAUGAUGUGGCAAUCAUCAGUCUCCAUCUUAUCACUCAAAAUUGACCAAUGCCCAUGAACAGACAGCCUUGGCUAUUUCAUGGUAGAUCGCAAACAGUACUUUAUACGUUUCAGUUUUGAAAAGCUCCUCUUCCUUGAAGCCACACCCAGAUCGUGAUAAGUAAUUUUAUCCUUAACUAGAGAUUUCCAGACGGGCCUCUGGUGACACCCUGCCCUGGUGGCACCCCGCCCUGGUGGCCCCCUGCCCCUGGUGGAAUCCUCUUCGCUUGGCACCCUGUUUCAUUUGCAACGUAACCUGGUAAAAUCCUGUUCUGGUAGGCACCAUGUUCUUUUGGCAACCUUCUCUGGUGGCACACUGCUCUGGUGGCACACUGCUCUGGUGGCACCCUCUUCUUCUGGCACCCUCUUCUGGUUGCGCCCUGCACUGGUGGCACACUUCUCUGGCGACACUCUGCCCUGGUGGCACGCUGCUAUGGUGGCAUCCUCUUCUGGUAGAACACUUGUCUGGCAACACCAUGCUCUGGUGACACGUUAUUGUGGUGCCACUCUGUUCUUGUAUUAAACUAAGUUCUGUUGUUAAACCAAAUUGAGCGAACUCUGAUAAAUUUGCAUUUUCCAUUUGGUAUCACCCUCCCUCCCCCGAGAGGGUGUCACCCGGUGCGAUCCCCCAACCCUCGCAGCCUAGUGACACGACUGAAUGGAAACAAUGAAGAGCCAACAUUAAAAACCUACAGAAAGAAAAUAGCAAUCAGCCCUUUCAAUUAAUUAUCACUGCUCUGCCUUCUUUAGGGUAAUUCAACAGAACACCAACAAAUGUGUUUCGUUAUUUUUUCCACAUGUGAAAUCAUUGACGUAAUAUGAUGACGACAGAACAAUGUGUCCUUACUACUUUCAGGGCUAUGGACUUCAUCAACAUUAUGACCUAUGACUUCCACGGACCAUGGGGAAACACUCUAGGAUUUAACAGUCCACUCUAUGCGUCCCCAAGUGAAAGUGGAUGGAGCACACAGCUCAACUUGGUAACUUCGAAAACCUUUUAGAAUGUGCCUUAAUUUAUAUAAAAAAUAUCGAUGUUAUAGUGAUGUUAUUGUAACUUUAUAGUAAUUUUAUAGUAAGGUUAUAUGUCUAUAUGUUUGAAACCUUGCAAGCGAAAAGACUGAAAGAACAGAAGAGAAUCGUAUCGGCACUGGGACAGGAAACAUAGGAAGAACCACGUUAAGCAAUCCAGUCUUAUGGGGGGGCCCAUUUGAGUUUCGCCUAGGGACACGACUUUAAUGGGUGGUCCAUUGCUCCACUAUGGUCGGUCCAUUGCUCCACUAUGGUCGGUCCUUUGGUCCACUAUGGUCGGUCACCAGAGACCUUUUCCCCUGGGAGCGGUCUAGGUGUUACUGUUUGCCGAUGGAGUACAAUGGUGUCAACAUGGCCCUGUAAAAUAAGAGAUACAUAUAUUAUUUUAAACAAAAUAAAUGUUAAGACUUCUGAAUGACUUUAGUGGCGAAGAAAAGUCAUGUACACAAAAAUGAUGAAAAAGGCACUGUUUGAUUCUACACAGCUUAUCCUGGUCACAUCCAUGCAUUGCUGGUUACACUGAUUUUAAUUUUGAAUGUCCUUAAUAAAAUUGUUUAUGUCACACGUAUUUACAUAUAUUAAAACCAACGAUCAGCUAUGACCUAAACAAUUAAAUAGUAAUGUACAGAAAUAAUGAACAACAUAUUACGUGAUAUAAGCUAAAUACGAAAAUCACAUACAUAACACUUAUUGACACCAAAAAUAUGUAUCUUAAAAAAUACGAUAUUUUUUCUACUUAUCAAAUAUAUUUGUAAAAAAAAAUAUGAGAGUUGAGGGCCUUUGUACAGCGUGUGUUUUAUUAAAAGAAUAGCUUUUUUUAUAACUCAACAUGUAAAUGUGCACAAACCCUGACAUCAAUCACGCGAUUCAUUUCUGACGCACACACACACACACGCAAUUUCAUUCCCUCAAAAGAGAGCUAAUCCGUACGCGCCUCUCUCGGCAGGACUGGGUGGCCAAGUACUACGUGUCUCUCGGCGCGCCCAAGAGCAAGCUGAACUUGGGCAUAGCCACCUACGGCAGGACCUUCCACCUGGCCAACGCCAACAACCACAACAUCGGUGCUACCGUGAGCGGCACUGGUACGGCCGGGCCAAUCACCAAGGAUGCCGGAAGCCUAGCCUACUACGAGGUGGGAGCUUUCGUCAUUUUGGAUAACGAUUUUUUUUUACAAGAUUAAAAAUUUUUUUUAGAAAAAAAAGGGUUAGUUGAGAGAGAUGUUAACAUAAUCCAAAAACGUUCUGAGAAAACGAAAGCACGUGAUUUGAAUUCUUUGUUAUAGUCUUCUCUCUUGAAAAAAAAUCAGUAGCGUCACUGAAAAAAAAAGGGGGGGGGGAUUGGCGGAGGCGUUGACACCAAAAUUUUGCAAAGUUCCUUGGGGGGGGGGGUAGUGUCAAAAUUAAUAGUCUUCUCUCUUGAAAAAAAAUCAGUAGCGUCACUGAAAAAAAAAGGGGGGGGGGGAUUGGCGGAGGCGUUGACACCAAAAUUUUGCAAAGUUCCUUGGGGGGGGGGUCAUUUCAAAAUUAAGCUGAAUGAAGGAAGCAGAACACGAUGUUAUGAGAGCAGGGUAGCAACAUAGCAGGGUAGCAAAAUAGCAGGGUAGCAGCAUAGCAGGGUAGCAACGUAGCAGGGUUCAACCAGAGCAGGGUAUCAACAUAGCAGGUCGCUACCAGAGCAGGGUAUCAACAUGACAGGUAGCCACCAGAGCAGGGUAUCAACAUAGCAGGAUGCCACCAGAGCAGGGUAUCAACAUUAAAGCAGGAUGCCAUUAGAGCAGGGUAUCAACAUAGCAGGGUGCCACCAGAAAAGGGUAUCAAGAUCAACAUAGCAGGGUGCAACCAGAGUAAAGCGGACUCAGAAGGGGUUUGAAGGGGAAGUCUGGCGUGGGGGCACAUAACAUAAUAAUUAGCUAGUUCAGUACUACUGCCUUUAAUACAGGUAUUGCGUCCGUCAUGUGUCCAUGUUCCUUUCCAGGUCUGUGACAUCAUCAAAGCAGGCGGUCAUGUGACCUUUGACAACUCACAGCGUAACCCCUACAUCUUGCAGGGCAGUAAUUGGAUCGGAUAUGACAACCAACAGAGCGUGAAAGAAAAGGUGAGAAUAGUGUGUACCCAGGCUCCGAUUAUCCCCUCAGCAAAAUAAGCACCUGCCCAGGGCAUUGGGAGAAAGUAGGCAUCGGGAGAAAGUAAUCGGGAGAAAGUAGGCAUCGGGAGAAAGUAGGCAUCGGGAGAAAGUAGGCACCUUGAUGCAAAUAACAGCGUUAAUCCGGCCCUGUGUCGACUUUUUGUACUGGGAACAGUGUCUGAACUUACACUUGUAUGUUACUUAUUAAAAUAUAUAACAAGAAGCUACAGAAGAAGAAAAAAACAAUCCAAAAUGGUGUUUUCAUGUAUUGAUAAUUUUAGACUUUAGUUAUGUGUAAAACUCUAAAUUCAUAAUUCUACAAAGUAAGAGGAUUUUUUUUCUUUUGAAAAAGUAUCAUUCCUUUUGUUGGAAAGAGUUUGUUAAUUUGCUUUUUAUUCAAAAGUUGUUCUGUUUUUUUUUUAAAUUAAGAAUCAAUGAAUUGUAUUGUAUUGUGUUUGAGAGCCCCUUUAAAUAGGAAGUAGCUAAAUAUUCUGAUUAUAGAACGCUGUUCCAUAGUUUGUGCCUCUUAGCGUUAGUUCCAGCAUUCGAAGAUAAUUAUACCUAUAAUCUGUGAAAGAAUACGGUACGUAUUUAUAAUUUACACAUUUUCUUAUGUCUGGUAAACGCCACGCCAUGCACUUUGCUUGCAAUAAAAUAAUUUCAGAAAUAUAAUGGUAAGUUCAAAUAGCCGCCGUUUCUGAUGAUUGACGCCUCACUGUAGGUCAGUUUGUAAUGUUCCGAAAUUGCUGAAUGUGUGUGCACACGAUAACGUGUACUUCCCAGGCCUGCUACGCCGUCAAGAAUGGCUACGGGGGUGUCAUGUUCUGGGAGCUGAGCCUUGACGACUUCUCCGGACAGACCUGCGGACAGGGACGGUACCCUCUGGUCCAUGCUGCACGCAACGUCAUCAACAACCCGUCAUCAGCUGGUUGCCCUUAAAGGUCCCGAAGCUGCAACCGGGCUGUGACUUGUGAGCGGUUGACAACCCAAAGAUAUCCUAACAGGGGUAAUAUGGAAAAAGAACAUUCGAGACCCGAGUUUUGUGAGUGUUAAGUACCAAAAAAAAAAAAUGAUUCUCUUAUCUUAAUAAAAUUUCAAAAAAUGAACCGGAAAAAUUACUAAUUUUGUUCUUAGUUUUUUUAUUUUUUAUUUUCGCUUUCCAUAACCUGUCAAAUAGGAAUGAGUGAAAAUCGACAUUCAUUUUAAUCAAACUCAAGAGUAAG
Messenger RNA from Lymnaea stagnalis (great pond snail), 11177 nucleotides. Lineage: Eukaryota; Metazoa; Mollusca; Gastropoda; Lymnaeidae. The record is from the annotation of a GenBank genome assembly.